CGGGGCUGCGGCGCAGGAAAGGGCCCUGGGAAAGGGCGGCGGCGGUGCCCCUGAGGCGGGGCCGGGGCGGGGCCGGGGCGGGGCCCGACUUCCCGACUGGGAGCCCUAGCCGCGGGGCUGAGACCGGGCAGCCUGCGUUCGCCAUGAAGCGACCCAAGGAGCCGAGCGGCUCCGACGGCGAGUCCGAUGGACCCAUUGACGUGGGCCAAGAGGGCGAGCUGAGCCAGAUGGCCAGGCCGCUGUCCACCCCCAGCCCUUCACAGAUGCAAGCCAGGAAGAAACGCAGAGGGAUCAUAGAGAAACGGCGUCGAGACCGCAUUAACAGUAGCCUGUCUGAAUUGCGACGCUUGGUCCCCACUGCCUUUGAGAAACAGGGCUCUUCCAAGCUGGAGAAAGCCGAGGUCUUACAGAUGACGGUGGAUCACUUGAAAAUGCUCCAUGCCACUGGCGGGACAGGAUUCUUUGAUGCCCGAGCCCUGGCAGUUGACUUCCGGAGCAUUGGUUUUCGAGAGUGCCUCACCGAGGUCAUCAGGUACCUGGGUGUCCUUGAAGGGCCCAGCAGCCGUGCAGACCCCGUUCGGAUUCGCCUUCUUUCCCACCUCAACAGCUACGCAGCCGAGAUGGAGCCUUCGCCCACACACACUGGCCCCCUGGCCUUCGCUGCCUGGCCCUGGUCUUUCUUCCAUAGCUGCCCGGGGCUGCCAGCCCUGAGCAACCAGCUCACCAUCCUGGGAAGAAUGCCCAGCCCUGUCCUGCCCAGCGCCUGCUCUCCUGCUUACCCCAUCCCAGCCCUCCGAACCGCUCCCAUUCGCAGAGCCACAGGCAUCAUCCUGCCAGCCCGGAGGAAUGUGCUGCCCAGUCGAGGGGCAUCUUCCACCCGGAGGGCCCGCCCCCUAGAGAGGCCAGCGACCCCUGUGCCUGUAGCCCCCAGCAGCAGGGCUGCCAGGAACAGCCACGUCACUCCCCUCCUGCGAUCUUCCUCCCCCACACCCCCUGGUCCUACAGGGUCCGCUGCUUACGUGGCUGUUCCCGCCCCCAACUCAUCCUCCCCAGGGCCAGCUGGGAGGCCAGGGGGAGCCAUGCUCUACCACUCCUGGGUCUCUGAAAUCACUGAAAUCGGGGCUUUCUGAGCUGCCCCUUCACCACCCCGCCCCCAGGAAUAAGGAAGGUUCUUUUACCAGGAGCCCGAAAAAGGGCACUGUCUUUUCUGCUUUGCUUCCUGGACUGGCUCAUAUGUGAAGGCACAUUCUCCAGCCAUCAGAGGCCCCCUCCUCCUCCAGCCCAUCUUUCCUCCUCGCUGUUAUCCCAGCUUAUCCACCCAGCUCUCCUGGAGCUGUUCUGGUCUCAGAGGCUUGGUUCCAUUCCUCACCUGCACAGAUGAGUCCUGGGAGUGACCCUCAGAGCUGCGCCCAGGUCCCUCUCCUGCCCUCUGCACACCAGCAGCAGGCAUGAACCUUGGGUCUGGGAAAAAGCUUUAACCCGAAGGGCACCAGGACCCAAGGCAGGCUGUUCCUUGGAGCGGUCAGACCCCAGUCAGGAGCAAUGACUGACUGGCUGCAGCCUUCCCACGCCAAGAGGCUGGAACAUAGUGUCUGCCUCGCUUCCUGGAGAUAGUAAUUGAGCAGGGGCCACAAAGAGGUCUCCUGGGAACCCUGUCUGCCCCUGCCCACCUGUCCUUGGGCCACACCAUCACACUGAACCACAGGACAGACCCUUUCUCCACCACAGCCAAGGCCUGGAGACUGGGGGCCCAGCAGAGCCUGCUCCCACCCUCCUCCCAGCAGCAGACACCCACC
Molecule: messenger RNA, 1796 nt
Organism: Rhinopithecus roxellana (golden snub-nosed monkey)
Lineage: Eukaryota; Metazoa; Chordata; Mammalia; Primates; Cercopithecidae
Gene: HEYL
Product: hes related family bHLH transcription factor with YRPW motif like
Exons: 5
Coding region: 144-1130 (328 amino acids)
Biological process (GO): Notch signaling pathway; regulation of neurogenesis; anterior/posterior pattern specification
Cellular component (GO): nucleus
Molecular function (GO): DNA-binding transcription factor activity, RNA polymerase II-specific; protein dimerization activity; RNA polymerase II cis-regulatory region sequence-specific DNA binding
Source: RefSeq, a predicted model, not a curated record